Molecule: messenger RNA, 1688 nt
Organism: Papilio polytes (common Mormon)
Lineage: Eukaryota; Metazoa; Arthropoda; Insecta; Lepidoptera; Papilionidae
Product: alpha-amylase 1-like
Exons: 9
Coding region: 112-1614 (500 amino acids)
Biological process (GO): carbohydrate metabolic process
Molecular function (GO): cation binding; alpha-amylase activity
Source: RefSeq, a predicted model, not a curated record
CAAAAGUAUCUGGACACAAAAGUUUGUUUAAUUAGUUAUUACCGUAAUUCCACUAUCUAUCUAAAUACUCAAAUUUACUGAUCAGACCUCUUCGUCUUCGGACACCAAACAAUGAUUCGUUUCAUUCUGUUGCUGGCCGCUGCGGGCCUGGCAGUGGCCUUCAAGAACCCCCACUAUGUAUCUGGCCGGACUACUAUGGUUCAUCUCUUUGAAUGGAAAUGGAACGACAUUGCUGCUGAGUGCGAAAGGUUCCUUGGGCCUAGAGGAUUCGCUGGUGUUCAGAUAUCACCUCCCAAUGAGAAUUUAGUGAUAAGGUCUAGGAACCGGCCAUGGUGGGAGAGAUACCAGCCAAUGUCUUACAGAUUGGUAACACGUUCAGGAAAUGAACAGCAAUUCGCAAAUAUGGUACGUCGGUGCAAUAACGUCGGUGUAAGGAUAUAUGUGGAUGCAAUUAUUAACCAUAUGACUGGUACUUGGAACGAGAAUGUGGGCACCGGAGGAAGUAAUGCUAACUUCGGAAACUGGCACUACCCUGCCGUACCCUACGGACGAAAUGACUUCAAUUCCCCUCAAUGUGUGAUCUCUGGCAACGACUAUCGCUGCUGCCCAGAUAGGGUAAGAAAUUGUGAACUAUCAGGAUUAAAGGAUUUGAAUCAAGGAUCUUCUCAUGUUCGUAACAUGAUUGUAAAUUACAUGAACCAUCUUAUUAACCUCGGAGUAGCAGGAUUCAGGAUUGAUGCAGCUAAGCACAUGUGGCCCGCAGAUCUUCGCGCUAUCUACAACAGGCUGAACAAUCUAAAUAGGAACCAUGGUUUCCCAUCUGGUGCCCGUCCUUACAUCUACCAAGAAGUUAUUGAUCUUGGUGGCGAAGCUAUUAGUCGGAAUGAGUACACGCCUCUUGCUGCAGUCACUGAGUUUAGAUUCGGAAUGGAAUUGAGCAGAGCAUUCCAAGGUGGAAAUCAAUUGAGAUGGUUACAUAAUUGGGGACCUAACUGGGGUCUUCUUGCGAGUGGUGACGCUUUGACAUUUAUCGAUAACCAUGACAAUCAGAGAGGUCACGGCGCUGGUGGCAAUAUUCUUACAUACAAAAGUGCUAAACGAUACAAGGGAGCGAUUGCCUUUAUGUUGGCUCACCCUUACGGCAAACCUCAGUUGAUGAGCAGCUUCGAUUUCCGAGACACUGAGGCUGGACCUCCGCAGGACCGUAACGGCAAUAUUAUUUCUCCUUCUAUUAAUUCUGAUGGUUCGUGCGGUAACGGAUGGAUCUGCGAACAUCGUUGGCGUCAAAUCUACCAGAUGGUUGCGUUCAGGAAUGUUGCCGGGAACAACGCUGUAAGAAAUUGGUGGGACAACGGCAGCAAUCAAAUAGCCUUCUGUCGUGGUCAGCAAGCAUUCGUCGCUUUUAACAACGAUAAUAGGGAUCUAAACCAAGACUUAAACACAUGUCUACCAGCUGGCAAUUACUGUGACGUCAUAUCUGGUGUGAAGAGCGGAAACAGAUGUACCGGCAAGACUAUCACUGUCAACAGCAAUGGCCGUGCUCGUAUCACGAUACGCGCUAAUGAAUACGAUAUGAUUCUUGCCAUUCAUCGUGGCAACGAGUCGAGACUUUAAUGACGAAGGACUAUUCAACAGAAAUCUUCAGGUUGGCAGGCUGAAGGUUGUUUUUGCCAAUAAAAUGUCCUAAC